ACCACUCCCUCAACACCUCACCUUCCCUUCACAAACCGCACAGACGCACACCAUCCUUUUCACCCUCCUCCUCCUGUACUACACUCACGCUAGCUGCACGCAGGCCUUAGAACUUUUAACGUGCUUCAGUUCUCACUGAUAGCUCAUCAUCAGCCUUGCCGUAUGGACGCCAUGUCGUGCCUGGCGCCGUCACCGCCAGCGUCGUUCCUCUCGGCCUCCUCACUUGGCCCGGCCUACUGCACCGACGCCGUCACCGCGCGCGCGCUGCACCUCUCCUCCAUGCCCGAGUACGAGUACGAGUACGACUACUCCCCCGCGGUGUCCUCCCCGUCCUCCGCCUCGGCGCCCUCAUCGUCGUCCCUCCUCGCCGACUUCCCCGGCGGCAGCAGCUGGUUCGCGUCCACGGCCUCGCUCGCCUGCGACUCUGCGCUGGUCGCGUCUGACGCGGUGCCACGGCCGCCGUCCACCCCCGUCGGCGCCGCGACGAGCAAGAGGCGGAUUGGCCUGGGGCCCAACCCAGCGGGCGCCGGGCGCGCCGGGAAGCGGCGGGCCAGGGCGUCGAAGCGCGCGCCGACCACGUACAUCAGCACCGACCCCGGCAACUUCCGGCUCAUGGUGCAGCAUGUCACGGGCAUCCAGGCCGAGACGGGCGCGGUGCCUGACGGCAGCGGUGUUGUCCUGCCGGCGUCCUCGUUCGAUGCCGCGCUACUGGAUUGCGCCCCGUUCCAGGGCGCGUUCGCGGACGCGCUGCGGCUGCCGUCGGACGCCGACGCGGCGGCGCUCAAUCGCCACCAGCAGCAGCUGCAGCUGCCGUGCUACCCGACGCUGGACUCGUGGAGCGUCAUGUGCGAGAGCAGCCAGCUGAUCUAGCCGAUCGAGCUCCACUCCGUUUGCCAGGAAACCUGGUGCUCAUGCCGGCAAUCGGAACGCUGCGGGGCAAAAACCUGGCAACACUGUAACUUCGCCUAGACGACAGAAGAACAAGUAGAUGGUUCACCAACACAGACGCAACACCGCACAUUAUCUCAGUUCUCUGACAAGACUAGCUAGGAGUAAAGUAAGCAUAGCACCACGAAUCAGGGGCUGUUUGGAUGGUAUUACAUUGUCAAUAGUUUCGUCAUGACCAAAACAUUGGCCUUUGUUUGGAUGAA
Hordeum vulgare subsp. vulgare (domesticated barley) is the source of this 1151-nucleotide messenger RNA. Its product is annotated as calmodulin-binding protein 25-like. Gene Ontology annotation, biological process: response to osmotic stress. The record is from RefSeq and is a predicted model, not a curated record. The transcript has a single exon. NCBI's taxonomy places the organism in Eukaryota, Viridiplantae, Streptophyta, Magnoliopsida, Poales, Poaceae. Gene Ontology annotation, molecular function: calmodulin binding. Bases 163 to 870 code for a protein of 235 amino acids. Gene Ontology annotation, cellular component: nucleus.